Molecule: messenger RNA, 318 nt
Organism: Mesocestoides corti
Lineage: Eukaryota; Metazoa; Platyhelminthes; Cestoda; Cyclophyllidea; Mesocestoididae
Source: the annotation of a GenBank genome assembly
AUGACCGACUUCGUUGUCGACCACUGGGAUGAGGGUGUGGAUGGUGUUUUGUCGAGGGAGACAAUGCUAGAGAAACUGAAAAAACAGGGUUACUCGGCGACUCCAUACACAUUUAGUGCCGGCAGCACCUUUCCAACACACACACAUGAUGUCGAUAAGAAGGAUGUAGUUGUCGAUGGUGAGCUUGAGUUCACUAUGUACGGUAAAUCAAUCAUCUUGAAGUCUGGUGAUACCUUGGUCGUCCCUAAAGGCGUGCCUCACUCUGCUAAAGUUAUCGGAAACCGGAAACUGGAGUUCUUUGACGCCACAAAGCUGUAG